UUGGUUUAGUCUGUAUUUUUAUCCCCUCAGACGAACGGGAGACCUCCGCCAUCGGUGGAAAUUGAGAUAUGUGUUUUCUGAACCGCUCGUCUCCUGAACGGAUGCCUGUACCGAGAUGGUUUAUUUACAAAAACAGACUGCUUCCAGUCAACAGAGAGGGGGAUCGCAGACAGGGAUGCUUUUUAUAUGACACUUGUGAGAAGAAGGAUAUGAAGAAAAGAAGAAAUAUUAAAUGAUUUUUUAAUUGGUGGGCACCGUACCAUAUCGGAUGGAUGUGAACCGAUACUGAACGGGUGCUUUUGAGUGGAAUACUGAAUUCUUCUGGGUCGUGUUGAUUUUAUUUGCUGAUUUUUCAUUCAAUAUUGACGGGAUACUACCGAGUGGUGAAGGCGGUGAAUUGAUGUGGGAAUACACAAUAGCUUGGCUGUAUAGAUGGCAAACACAAGUGAGUUUGGGGAGAGCAACCCGUCCCUACAGAACUACGCGUCCACGGCCUCUGCGGUCAAGCUGGCCUCCCUGGGUCUGAUCAUGGGCAUCAGCCUGGUGGGCAACGCGUCACUGUCGCUGCUGCUGCUGAAGGACAGCUCGCUGCACAAGGCUCCCUACUAUUUCCUGCUGGAUCUCUGCCUGGCAGACGUGGUCCGCUCCGCCGUGUGCUUCCCCUUCGUGAUGGCGUCCAUCAGCCAUGGGUCUGCCUGGCCGCACAGCCCGCUGAGCUGCAAGAUCGUCGCCUUCAUGUCGGUGCUCUUCUGCUUCCACGUCGCCUUCCUGCUCUUCUGCGUCAGCGUCACCCGGUACAUGGCGAUCGCCCAUCACCGGUUCUACUCCAAGCGGAUGACUCUGUGCACGUGCGUGGCGGUGAUCUGCAUGGUGUGGACUCUCUCCGUGGCCAUGGCGUUUCCUCCGGUUUUCGACGUGGGCACCUACAAGUUCAUCCGAGAGGAGGAGCAGUGCAUUUUCGAGCACCGCUACGUGAAAGCGAACGACACCCUGGGCUUCAUGCUGAUGCUGGUCGUCAUCGUCGGCACGACUCAUGUGGUCUACGUGAAGAUGCUGUGCUUCGUGUAUGAUCACCGAAAGAUGAAGCCGGCCCAGCUGGUGCCGGCCAUCAGCCAGAACUGGACCUUCCACGGUCCCGGAGCCACCGGGCAGGCAGCCGCCAAUUGGAUCGCCGGCUUCGGCCGCGGUCCCACCCCGCCGACGCUGGUGGGCAUCAGGCAAGCGUCUCACCCCGGGAACAGGAGGCUGCUUGUCCUGGAUGAGUUUAAGAUGGAGAAACGGAUCGGGAAGAUGUACUACAUGAUCACACUGUCAUUCCUCAUCCUUUGGGCUCCUUACAUAAGCGCCUGCUACCUGAGGAUAUUUGUGCGUGGCGCUCCGGUGCCGCAGCUCUACCUGACCGCGGCGGUGUGGUUGAGCUUCGCCCAGGCAGGCGCAAACCCCAUCAUCAGCUUCCUAUUCAACAAGGAGCUCCGGAUGCGCCUCAGAGCCUGUCUGCCCUGCUGCCUCGGCACACAGACACCCAUGGAGCCAUACUGUGUCAUCUGAACGCUCCUGUGCCCAAUGCUGCCAAAGAUGCAUUUCAUGUUGCUGCAGAAUGUAGGCUACAGUUUGGGCCCCAAAAUGUAUUUAUGCGUAAAGACAGAAAGGAACAGUGAAGGGCACAGUUCAGCCUAGCUACUUUUUUUAAAAUGGUGGAAUAGAGUUUACCCACCUUUUUUAGGCGGACACAAAUCUUUUUAUGGUGUGUUGAUGGUUUGCAUCUUUGUUCGUGGUAUCAAAUUGGUUGAAGUUAAGACGAUAGAGCCUUUCAUGGGGACAAAAACAUAAUUUUAUGGAAGUAUCAUUGAUCUCUGUUUAUAUUGGUGGUUGUUUGCCUUAUGAUACACUUGGAAGUCAUAGUCAACCCACCUUUUUGCUUUACCACUAUAUCACUGCAGGUAGAUGACUUUCAUUCCAAAUAUAGUGAAGGAUAUUUUUAAGUAUGUGUCACUAUUUUUGGACACUUUUCCUUCUGUGCCCUGUUGACAUCACACAGUAUAGCAGUGGAAAUUUUGGCCACUCCAGCUACAUUUUGAAUGAAUGUCAUCCACAUGUACAAAGUGGCCAUUUUUUGUAUAUUUUGAAAUAUAUUUCUAACUAAACAUAUACUGAGGUAUAUAUAUGAAAUGUAUUUUUUUUUCUUCAGUAUUUGGAGGUGUUUGUCUGUUGCAGACUGAUGGCUGAAAAUAAAUGAACUGUCUCAAAACUAUGAAGCAUAUGGUCAGCAGAAUGGUUAGGAUCCAUUUCUCUGUUGCUUUGUGUCUAGCUUCUUUAACGCACAUAAUCAGUUUGUGUUUUUUCCUGUUUAUUGAUCAUUUGGAUAUCACAAGAGCAUAAAGACCUCAGUAUAUUUUUUAGUGAAGACAGUGUACAACAUGUUUGUAAAUACUGUAAAGCUCUGUUUCCCUUUCCUCUUCUUUUUUUUUUAACCAGAUAUGUUGUAUAUUUCAUAAACUCUUAGAAUUCUUUCUGUGACCAAGGUGUUAAAACUCACUUUAAAAGUCCUUUGCAAAUUCAUAUUCUUCAUGGAUAAAUUGUGUUGAUGAGAGAUGGGUCCCCACCUAUUCCUUGUAAGAUAUACAAAUAUCAUUUUUUUCUAUGGCCAUGGACUCUGGGACUCUGGAAGAUGGUGAUGACUUGGUGCUUUGAAGAGAUGUUUGCAUUGUUAAUGA
This is a messenger RNA of Myripristis murdjan (pinecone soldierfish), 2714 nucleotides long. RefSeq names its product G protein-coupled receptor 27 (gene gpr27). Bases 433 to 1548 code for a protein of 371 amino acids. The record is from RefSeq and is a predicted model, not a curated record. Gene Ontology annotation, molecular function: G protein-coupled receptor activity. The transcript has a single exon. Gene Ontology annotation, biological process: G protein-coupled receptor signaling pathway. Gene Ontology annotation, cellular component: plasma membrane. NCBI's taxonomy places the organism in Eukaryota, Metazoa, Chordata, Actinopteri, Holocentriformes, Holocentridae.